This is a messenger RNA of Spirodela intermedia, 9964 nucleotides long. NCBI's taxonomy places the organism in Eukaryota, Viridiplantae, Streptophyta, Magnoliopsida, Alismatales, Araceae. The record is from the annotation of a GenBank genome assembly.
AUGCUCAGAAUCCUUCACAAAGUUUCUGGUGCUGCUCUCAGGCCCUUCUGAUGCAUUUACAUACUCUGCAAUUUGGUGGGCUGUAUCGUUUCCUUUCCUGCAGUGCGCCACCGGCGGGGAAACUGUUUUCAGGCCGCGGCCGCCGCCUCGCGUCGAUCAUCGAAGGAGUAUUCCAGCUCGGCGCAGUCGUUGUCCGAAAACACGCCGGAAUAUGAGAAGAGGAACUACGCCAAAAAUAUCUCCGAGUACAACACCGUCCUCAGCUCCAUCAUUGGGCAGAGAAGGUGCAGUCCACCUGCUCGACUAAUGUACUAUGUCAAGAGGGAUGACACCAAUGGGGUCUGAUCGUCUCUGUUUUGAGUAAUGAUUGUUCUAAAAGCUCGUUCUUAUGCUGUUUGUUCUGGGUAGGCAUUUCUUGCUGAGGGAUGUGUAUGACGACAUGCUGCUAGAUGGCGUUCAGCCCGUCCGGGACACCUUCCACAGUCUCAUUAUCGGGACCAUGAAAGGAAGCCGGCUCCAGGAUGCUUUCUUCUUCCGAGAUGAGAUGAAAGUCAUGGGUUUGCUCCCCGAUGUAUGUUACCUCUUUUUUCUUGUUUGGGAUUGCUUGGAUGUGGAUAAUUUUAAAUGGGGUGCCCGGAGUAAUUUGGCUUUCGGUAUCUCGUCCUAUAUAUUAGUACUUCUUUUAUAUCAAAAACCUAUAUGAUUAAUGGCCCUUUUGUAUUGGCUCUGUAGAAGCAAUGCGCAUAAAAAAUUGCAUUGCUUUCGCAAUAUAGUCUCAACUGAUGCUUGCCAUGCUUUCUGUAGGUUUCUCUGUACAAUUUCUUGAUUUCAACUUGUGGGAAAUGCAAGCAAUCUGAUGCAGCACUUACUGUAACCUCCCAAACUCAUCUAUAUCUCCAGCUUCAUUUCCUGUUCUUCAUUUUCAAUUUAUCUUUGAAGCUAUCUUUUUUCAUUCUUAUCUUCCAUGUUUCUCUUCGUUCACCAAUUCUGCAUGUUCUAUCAGCUGAUUAAUUGAUUGUUGGCUGAUGAAGCUUUUAGAAGAAAUGAAGGUAAAUGGGGUGAAACCAAAUGGUCAGACGUACAUUUCUCUCCUAAAUGCUUGUGCUGCAUCAGGUCGUACAGAUCGAGUGUAUGUUCUUUUGUUCCCUUAAAUCUCCUGUGGAUUUUAAAAUUAGUGAUGCAGUUAAAGUAGUUACCGUCCAUGUAAAUACUGUCAUUUUCAACAAUCAUAAAUUGUGCAACAAAAAUAGUAUGACUAUAAAUAUGUAAAGUUUGCUCCAUAAUGCAAAAGUCUGUAUAAUGCCCAGCAGUGAUAUUGAAUUAAAAUUUCGCCCUUUAUAAGGGGCCAUCCAAGAAAUAGUUCUGAUGCUAUGUUUAUGUCUUGCGUAUAGAUGGUACACAAGUAAGAAACCCUCGUUUGAAGAUAUCCUUGACAGCUGUCUGUUCCUUCAUCAUAAUUGGUUGGGUUUUGCCUAGACUUGCAGAGUAAGUAAUACUCUGGACCAUAAUACAUGAAACGAUCCUAUGAUGUUGGAACCUCUUUAUGUGUUCUUGCCCUAUUCCAUAUGCUUUAGUAUGCAUGAGAUUUUAUACAGAAGUUUCUCCAUAUCUGUGGAGUCACUGAUCUUCAAGUAAGUCCACCGUUUUCUCUUCGUUUGUGUGAUACCGGGAUAUGCUAUUAAUAAUGGUGGUAAUUUGAAGAUGCAUAGAAUUUAAUGGCCUCAUGUAACAACUUGAGAAAAUAUCAUUUACUUAUCCAUGUAAUAAGCAAUAAGCAGAGCCUAAAUGGUCAGUUUUUCAGUUUGUAGUUUUUUUAGUUCACGGGCAAGGAAAUGGAACUUUUGCCAUUUGGCUUGCCCGUGCCAGCAUAUUCUCUGUAGCCUUACUCUAAAUUGGUUGAAAAUCUUUGAGUCAGGUUGAAAAUUUAUAUUUGUCUUUCGUGAAAGAUGACGAAUUAAAAAGUUGUCAAAGAUAUUGAUAUAUCAUAGGGGAAAAAUAUAUAUUUAUCAACGUGGACUAUUUUCGACAUCCUAUGUCUUUGGUUGAUACUUCAACGACCUCUUUCCUCACAAUUAUUGAUCAUGGAUUGAUCCCAUGAGUUACUUGAAGAACCACAAAAUAUGCACCAGUUACCCUCCAUCUCCCAACAUAUUUGAAAAUUUCAUUCAUUCAUUCCUCUGGACAGGACAAUUGAAACAUUUGGGAGCAUAUCUACAGAAAAAUGUUUCAUGCUUUGUGAGCAUCAGAAUUAUUGUUCUGUCUGCAAAAGAGGUUGUUGAUUACAACCUCAAACUUUAAUUUUUCAACUUCAUGCCAAAUCUAGAAAUUAACUAGUUUAGCUGAAUUUAAUGUUCCUUUUUCUAUUUUGAGUCUCUAACUAAGGUACACGUUUUGCUUUUCCUUCUGAAUUCUCCAACAUAGAUUGUCUGAAAGCUGUGUCAGAUUUCAUGAUCUUAUUUGAGGCUUUCAAAUUUUUCUAGUGGUUGAAAAAAUCUUUAUCAGAUAGGCAAAUGAUCCCUUAUUUUUAUGCCGGCCACCUAAAUGGUGAAACAAGUGUUAAACUCUAAAGCUAGUUUUUCUUGUGAAGUCAUUUUCUUUUGUAAAAAAUUAAUGUAAUAGUGACUAUAUCAACAGCCUUCUAGCAGAAGCACUUAAAAAUCCAAUGGACGAGUGUUGACUUGUUUGGCAUGUGUCUAAUCUAGAGACGUGGUUGAUGUUUCCUCCAAAUAAUAUUCUAAAUAUAACUGUGACUACUUAUCUACAAGAGAGGAUAAUAUUCCUUGGAUAGUCCGUACCUAUUUCCUAUUUUUCUCUCUUUGAUUUUCUUUAGGUUAUUGUACUACAGAAGAGGCUUUCUGUAGCUCUCCCUAUUUUCUCUAUCCAUGGAACGUUAUGAGAGCCAUCAUAUUCCUCUCACUCUUUAUCUGCUGAAUUAGACUUUUUUGAGAAGUUGCAUACUCAUUUUUUGCUUCACAUCUGUAGUUUUGCUGUUUUCUUAGUUCUUAUCAUACGUUUAUGGCUUCUCUUCCAGCGUGGCCUUGCAUUCUUGGGCUUCCUCUUGUCACAUUUUCUUGUGCAAAGGAUUUCAGCAUCAUUGCUCCUUAUUGCCACCAUCACCAAAACCAUCGUUCUCUUUUGUUGCUGUUGUUCCUGCUGUUAUUCACCAAUACCAACUCCUAUCGGCCAUCAUCUUUCUUGCUGGCCAUAAUUGUCCGACUCAUCUACUAUUGACAUCUGCCUCAGUGCUGCCGUUUAGUGUCAAUUACUGUGACCUCAUCAGCUGCUGACCAUGCAGUUGUGUAGUAAGGGUUUACUGUAUGACCCGUUUUCUUUCAAGUUGGGGACAUGCAAUGGUUACUCUCGAAUCACAUUCACACAUGCUAUGAACUAAUCUACUAAAGCCUACUUUUUUUAUUGGUCUCCCCUUCUUUUGAUCAUGUUGUUGUCAAGAUCAUUGUCAAGGAGACGUGAUAUCAUACUAUCUUUCUCUUGGUCGUUUUAUGCAAACACUUUCUGUUUGCCAUCUUUGCAAGGCCAUUAAUCAGCGCAAAUAGUCUCCCUCUGCUUGGUUUGAGCGGUUUCAUGGUGUCAUUUUUGGAGUGGGUUUCUACGAGAGUGCUGGAGUACAUGGUAUUCAUUGAAAAUGUUGCUAUUGACAGUACGCCUUUAAAGUAUGUCUCUGUAUUAAUGUUGAUUAAGUUGAUGAUCUUACUGUUCAUCACUUCAGUAUAGGGUUUUGCACCUUUCCUAGCUCCUCAUUUAUCUGACAGAGCAAGAGGCGGGCUAUUGUCUCUUUUUUUGUAUUAAGGCCAAAUAUAUUGGUACGGCUGAUACUUCUAUGGGAUAGUCUACCUCUAUCAUCUUCUUUCAGUUCUAGGUGUGGUUUCGCUUUCUCCUCUUUUCUCUAGACAAUUAAAGUGCACUUCAUGUUCCCAGCACUGUUGUCUUCUUGGAGCACACCAAACCUAUAGAGAUUGAUUGUCACUUCAUAUGCUAACAAUGGUUGGUACUUGGUCCUUUAGUCAUAUUUCUUCUACUAAGCAGUUUUCUGACUUAGUCACAAAUGACUGUGGUUCAGAGAGCUCAUUAACUGACUCUUGAUCCAUGAUCUCGUGAGCUUGAGUGGAGUGAAAUGAGAGGCUCUCUCUAGUUAAAACUCUGAAUUAAAAAAUGGUGAUACCGCCCAUUUUAGCAUACAUAUAGACUAUGCUGAAAUUAUAAAGUUUGCCAUUUAAAGUGCAAAAAUAUGAUUGUCAAGGAUAUUACAUAAAAAAAUAUCUUAUGGCAAUGGGUGGUAGGAAUAGAAAAUAACAAGCAAUUAAUGAUUGAAGAACUAAUCUUUUCACCAAAAAAAGUUAUAUUUUUUAUAGUAUUUUAAAUGACCUGAAAUAACUUGCAUAAUCUACUUGCUUGUUGCUUGUUGCUGAGAUUUGCUCCUUCUGUGAAAAAGAGCUAAUCUUUACUUGCAUAUAUUCUUCAAUGUUUCAGGUAUGCAAUUGUUCGUGACAUGACGGCUGCUGGCCUUGGUCUUAACAAGUUCUGCUAUGCUGGACUUAUAAACGCACAUAGAAACAAGACUCCACUUUCAGAAGAUAUAAACACAAAGGUAUGUUGGAGUAUUCUGAUUAUUUAUUACUUUGUGGUUUUUCUCUCAUAUUUAGUUUUCUUACAUGAUUUUACAUGCUCAUUGCCAUGUAAAAGAUUAUUGAGCUCGUUAAGCAGUCAAAGGGAUGGUCUCCUGUUGAAGGUUACAGUGAUGUUGCAGAGAACGUGAUGAUGGGUGUUUCUGAGGAAGAACUGUACAACAUUCCUACUGCGGAUUUUGCCCACAGACGUGGAUUUCUGAAUACGCAGUUAACAGUCUAUCACGUAGCCUUCAAUACUUGUGCUGAUUUGCGGAGUAUGGAGGUAAUUAAUUUCAUUGAAUCUUCGGUUGUGUUUUGUCCCGGAUAAAAGGUUGAACCUUAAUGGCGUUGAUUUCUUUCUGCUCUCUUAGUUUGCUUCGAAAGUAAAUUGCUUGUACUCAGAUCUGUUUGGUUGGGAUAAUAAUGUUUUGAUAACUACAGUUAGCAGUUAUGAAAUUUAGUCCCCUACACAGCCAGUAUUUAUUGCUUGUCCUGGCCAAGAAAGAAGCUUCCUGUGUCAAUCUCGAGUACCAACUUAAGAGAAUACGCCAGUUUUUACAUUCACACUAAUCUGUCCCUCGGAGCUCCAUAAUGCAGCUGUCUAUGAUACCUUUGGCUGUCCGGCUCUUUUUUCUUUUAUUCUUCUACUUGUCAUAUAUCCACCGGACCUCUAUCAUGGAUCCUCAUUGAUCUGCAAAUGAAUAAGUUGGUGUCGGGCAUCCCCAUUAUUAUAAAGAGGCUGGACUUGACCUUUUCUCUCGGUUUAUAGUUUGAGUACAGAAACAACGGCUCAUGACUUAUUUGGAUAUCUGCUUUAUGCAUGUUAGCCUCAUUCUCUCUUUAUGAGAUUCGAGUUGCUUUAUUUUUGAGUUUUUGUUUCUUGUUCACAUUUGUUUUCUUAUUUUUGUCUCUGCUUUUACUUUUCUAGUUUGGGCUAGUUACCUUUAUUUUAUUUCUUUAUUCUAUUUUUUUGAAAUUCUGUGUCAUAAUGAUGAUCACAUUUCUAUUUUGUAUUUUCAAUUUUUUAUAUAGAUUAAGCUAUGUUAGCCUCAUUCUCUCUUUAUGUGAUUCAAUUUAUUUUUCUAGUUUGGUUUUUAUUAUUUCAGAAUAGCAUAGUUAAUAUGGGCACUUUAGCAGGAUGAAGUUUUCCACUUUGUUUUUUAUGGAAGGCGUGAUACUCUUGGAAAUCUAUUUCUUUAUUCUCUAUUAGUUCAUUAGUUGGUUGCAAAUAUUUCCUGUCAGAGGACUAGGGCUUUAGCCAUAGCUUAAUCACAUCUAAUAGUGUGACUAGCUGAAAUGGAUAAAUGAAUCUAGGAAUGCGUCCAUGGUAUUCGGAAUCCGUUGAUUCCUGUCCAAAUAUUCCUAUGAAUAUUAUUUAAAUUUCAUCCAGAUGCUAUAGAUGGUUAUCCUAAGCUCUUUAUCUCAGUCAUUGGCUGAUUAUGGAUCACGUAUGAAUCCUGGAGAAUAUGUUUUAGCUUAUGUGGACAUACUUUGAUUCGAGAUUUCCUUCGCAUCUAUGAAGGCAAAUGCUGCUCUUUAGUCUUCUAGUGAAGUGAUAUUUGAUUUAGAGAAAUGAUUGGAAACAUGCUAGGCAGAGGAAGAAAUUACUUGCUCGGAACUCAAAGCUCUGAGUGAGUCUUCAUGAUUGUCCAGAGUACGUUCUUCCGUAGGAUUUCCUUGUAGAAUGUGGGUCCCCUUCUGUGGACAUUACCCGUUAGCUUUGUCAGAUUGUAAAACAUUUAUGUGAGAAGCACAUCAAUUGAUGCUCUAAAUCUCUCAAAUUCAAUAGUAGCGUGACAGACAACUAUUUUAUGAACUGCAUGAACUGCAGUCUUGAAGGCCAUCCGAAUGGUUGAAACGCAUUUUCUGGAAUCAUAUUAUCGACGGUGUUAACUCAUAUGGGGCCUGGAAAUAUGAAAAAUUAAAUCAAACUAACAGCCAUUCCAGGUAGGGCAGAGAAUCAAAUUGCCAAUAUUGUCUCCAACCUGAAACUUUUAGCUGAGGCAGUUAAAUUACGAGUUUCAAUAUUUUCGUUGGAUUUUUUUUGGCGCGAGUAAACCUUUUUACAUACUAUCUGGGUAAAGCGUUGUGUUUUCACAUUGUGUGCCCUGGUUGAAUAAUCAUCGGUGCAUUGUCCUGCUUUCUGAUUAUUUGUUCAUCCAAUGUUUAGACAUUUGACAAGCUUCUGGAGAUUCUCAAGCAGGAUGGUCAUUCUCCUGAUACAUACAUUGUGAUACAAGCAAUAAGGUAAACAUUACCUCUCUUUAAUUCAAAGAAACAUGAACCUUGGAUCUUUGGGGUGGAGUAUGUAUUUUCGUCAACGUUUGCAUGGAGCAGGUGCUAUGUCCGCUCUGGAGACAUUGAUCGUGGUCUUCAGAUGCUGGAAGGCCACCUGAGCUCAAAGCCAGCAUCUGUGGAGUUGUAUGUGGUAAGCCUAUGUUCAACACACCUUGCCUGUUCUCCUGGUGUAAUUUUCCUGCAAAAUCGUAGUUCUUAGGCUGUGUUUAUAUAUUGUGGAGAUAGAAAAGUUUUUGCUCGCCAUUAGGAGAAGAUAUUCAUCGUGAAUAUGAAUUUUCAAGUACCAUUGAUUUUGGUACAUGUAAAGCAUAAUUCAUAGAGCCUUAGCUUUGACAUUGUUUUCAUUUUUGGAUUUGAAUUCUUGAUUUAAUUGAGAAUUGGUUGAUGUAGUCAGCUGUUUUAUUUAGUCACCAUCAAUCUGUGCAUAUACAGGCUAUUUCUAUUGCCUAAACAAUAUGUGAACUGGGAUACAUUAUUUGGGGGGAUAGGUCUCUGACAUGGUUCAGAGACGCGAGGAAGAGCUAAUCUCCUUGUUUUUGGUUUCUGCAGUCGUUGGCUGAGGCAGCCAUUGAGGGUUAUACUGUAAGAGGCAUGCAAGUUGCUCAAGAAACACUGGUAACUGCUCAUAACUUCAUGUUUCAUGUAUUUUCCCUUGUCUGUGUCGCUGAUUUGCGGAGAAAAACUUUUUUCCCAUUUCUGCAGGAGAAGAUGAAUGCCAGAGGGUUUUUCCUGAAUGCUAAGAUGGGCAAUGAUCUUCUCCUUGCUGCAUCAGGAGAAAAGGUGAAUGACAAAAAGAUUGUAAUUUUUAUAUGGACCAUCUUUCUCAUUUUUACAAAAAAGACUUGCUGGAUGCUAAAUGGCUUAAUAUUGGCGACAAAAAACAUCUUGAUAACUGGACAUGUAGAGAAAUCUUCCAGAAGUAAUCGUCUGAAGUAGAUGCUUCUAUUUCGUGGCCAACGUGUGCAUAUGUACAGUACGAGGGAGGCGGGAAAUCCAUUGGACGGUUCUAGUUUUGUCGCUCAGCAGGAAAAAACCACCUCUCAAUAUUAAAGUAUGAAACGAAUACUUAGUAUGAUGUUCCACAUUGAUAAGUUUAUGUGAUUUUUUUCUUAGCUGAAAAGUUUAUUUUCAAUGAAUGGAAGGUGCCAGUUAGAACAGGUUGACUAAACACAUCCAUAGUGCAUAGAAAAUUAGGAUCUUUUGUAGUUAUUAUAUUCCUUAAGUGUAUCAUGAUUAUGAAAUAGGCGGUAAUUUAUAUUGGAAACAUGUAUUUGUUUUUUUCCUUUUUAUUGUUCUAGAUCUUGUGAUGAAAUAAAGCUCAUUGUUAAUGCUAACUUUGCAUAGCGUCCGACGUUGAGAAAACGAGAAAAACAUUCUUUCAUUAGUUCCUCGCAUGGUUUCGUCUGGGUUUUGAAUAGAAAUUGUCUUCUGCGCUGAUAAUCUUACUGAGAUUGAAGGAAAGAAAAUUUCGCCGUUUUAUUGGUUUAUAGAUCCUCAAGGGAUUUAUAUGAUAUAAGCUCUUCUCUAACUGUCGUUGCUCGAUACACACUGUUUCAAUCACGACAUAAAAUUUCUCGGAUUGUUUCCAAGACAAUUCGAGCUGUCCAGUAUGUGGCUGUGUCUCUCUGAAUUCUUUAAUGACUUGAAUAGCCAGUCUGUUGAUUUUAAUGAAAUUGCCAUCCAACUUAUCACUUUGGUCACGAAAUUCAUGCUUAUCUGUAGACCGGUGGUUAUACAACUGCGAAUUACGUUUGGGAUUUGAUGCAAAGCCGCAAAGUUCCUGUUAACUUCGCUGCCUGCGAUGCCUAUUACAAUGGCUUGAAGGUGAGUGAUUAAUGCCUAUAUAUUCCGUAGUCUUCAAUCUUCAAAGCUUUUGCUGUCAUAUCCGGGAUUUGUCUUUAUGCUAAAGCAGCUUCGUAGAUGUGUCACCAUGAUAUUUUACUUCUACAGGUUGACUUUCGGAUAUCAAUAAAUUAUUAUUUUCCAAUUGGUCUAUGAUUUGUACUUAUUUCCCUAAUGUCAUAUAUACUUUUAAGGUAGCUUCCAUUUUUCCUCACAAACUAACUGAAUUAUGACUCAAGACUUUCUGUGCCUGUUUUUAUUUAAAAUUUCUUUUUAGGUCCCUCAAAACUCUAGUCUUAACUUUUAAUCCUGUCCUAUAUUAAUUUUAACUCCCGUCUAGCAGUCUCAUCCUUCCCCUGGGUUCUGCACAGCUCCUCCUUUUCGUCAUUUUAUGUUUUUAGUUUUGAUAGUUACUAUAACCGGAGGACACAAACCCAAGAGUCAAUCAUUCAGAUAUUUUGGGCUAUCGAAAGCCAAAUAGUUAUUCUUUUUAAAACUUGGAGAAUAUGUCUAUUUUUUAUAGACCUAUUGAGUACAAGCAAUAUUAUACAAUUCUGCGAAGAAUAGACUGAACCCUGUUAGACAUUCUUGGUUUCAAGAACUGCAUACUAACAUAGACAUGGAAAGAAAUACAUAAAAUGGGGGUGAUUUUCGCUCUUCCAUGCCCAUGAUUUAGCUGUAGGGGAAACGCCAGCGUCGUUUUUUAUCUCUUGUAUAUGUAUUCAUGUGGAAUUGGAAUACAAUUUAUGCAACAUACUUGAAUGAUGGCAUUUUGAUUGCCUAUAUUUUAUUAUUCUGCAUCUCAGGAUUGUUAUUAAACGAAAAAAAUCAUUUUAAAAAAUUGCUUCAUCGGUUGCACUUUAUUUCUUGUAUAAUUCUUCAUGUAGAAUGGCUUUGCAGUAGAUACAGCAGGCUGGGAUGAUUUAAGUAGUGUUUAUCAAUCAGAGCAAAGGUGUUCAUAUCGUCUCAUCUGUUGCAUCUCAUCAUUCCUAUAUAACUGUUAAUGUGGAAUUGGGUUGCAGUAUAUACAACCCAUCUGCUGGCCCCACGCAGUUGUUUCAUGUUUCAAAGGAUGGUUCUUGAUCUUUACCUCUUUUAAAUUCCAGGAGAGGGAUGUUCCUGGAGAUGACCCCCGACUGUUAUUGGUCAAACGCACAUGGGAGAAUUCGAGGGCCAGAUUUGCACCGAUUAGGGGGUGA